UUGGUGACGGCGGGGUGGGCCCCCCGAUGGCGUCAGCAUGUGACCUGGUUGCUGCCAGGGAACCAGCAGGGCGCCCCGUCCCAGGUCUGGUGCGCGGCCGGCGGGAGCCUCCUUGGCGAGAGCCUCCUUGGCGGAGGCGGCGUGAAGGGCCAUAAAGUGGGCGGUGCCGGGCAGGGCGAAGGUCGCCGGGCAGAGACAGCGCCAGCGCCAGCGCCAGCGUCAGCGCCGCAGCUCAGAGGGUCUUCGGUGCCAGCGGGGCUAGGACCGUCCUGCGGCCCGAGAUGGGGGUUUUGGGCGUUUGGGCCCUGCUGCUGCUGCCGCUCCAGGCCGCGGCCCAGGCCCAGGUCUGCUCUGUGAACCAGACCGUCUUCGAAGUCAAGGAGAACACAGAGCCCAGUGGGCCCCUGCUGGACAUCUACGUGCCCGAGGGCCAGCAAGUCAUCCUUGGACCCUCGUCCACCCCCUUUGCAUUUAAGAUCCAGGGGACCCAGCUGUUUCUCAACGUGACUCCAGACUACGAGGAGAACACGCUGCUGCAGGCCCACCUGGAGUGCGUGAGAGGUGACACGGUGGUGACCCAGCUGAGGGUGUUCGUGUCCGUGUUGGACGUCAACGACAACCCCCCUGUGUUCCCCUUUGAGGUCAAGGUGGAGAAGGUGCCAGAGGACACGAAAGUGAACACCACUGUCAUCCCUGAGUCAGAGCUGGAGGCCCAGGACCAGGACAAAGAUGACACCUUGUUCUAUACGCUCCAGGAAGUGACCCCGGGAGCCAGUAGCUUCUUCUCCUUGGUGGGUGUGAACCGCCCUGCCCUGCAGCUGGACCAGCCACUGGCCUUCAACAGGUUGCCAAACAUGACCUUCCAUCUGCUGGUGCGGGACACUCAGGAGGAGGACGCAGUGCCCAGCCACACGGCGCAGGCCACCUUGGUCCUGGAGGUGCAGCCAGCCGACCUGCGGCCCCCCUGGUUCUUGCCUUGUGUCUACUCGGACCUCUAUGUCUGUGUCCAGGCCCAGUACUACGGGGCCAUCCCCACGGGCCACAAACUGCCGAACCCCCUCAUCCUGCGACCGGGGCCCAUCUAUGCCGUGGAUGGGGACACGGGCAUCAACCAGCGCAUCAUCUACAGCCUCAUGAGGGGGAACGAGGACGGCAUUUUCGUCAUCGACGCCGACUCCGGCAACCUCACCAUGACCAAGAGCGUUCCCAGUCCAAAGACCUUCCUUUUGCUGGUCAAGGGCGAUCAGGAGGACCACGCCCGCUACUCGGUAACCCAGGUCACAGUGGAGGCCUACAACGCCUCUGAGAGCCUGCCGCGCUUCCCUGCCAGCCUGUACCGUGGCACCGUGGCUCUGGGCUCGGCCCUCGGCACGGUCGUCCAGGAUGCAGCUGAGCCCUCCCUGCCUCUGAGGGUCUGGGCCCAGGACCCCGAAUUUCCGGACCUCAACUCAGCCAUCACGUAUCGAAUCACCAACAACUCGGACUUUCGGAUGAGCGGGGAGGCCGUGCUGACUGCGGCUCCGCUGACGCAGCUGGCAGUCUUCUAUGCAGAGGUUGAGGCCACCAACACGGUGACAUCAGGCACAGCGACCACAGUCGUGGAGAUUCAUGUCUCAGAGCAGGAGCCCACCUCCACAGUGGCCGGAGGAACAACCAGGUCCUUGAGCAGCACCACUUCAGAAGCCCCCAGGUCCCCUGGGCCUUCUCGGGCACCCUCCACCACCAGCUCUGGGGGCAGCACUGGCCCAAAUCCACCCUCAGGCACGACUCUGAGGCCACCUGCCUCAUCCACGCCUGGGGCCCCCCCCAGUGCAGGAACCAGCAACACCCCCCCAUCAGCCUCGCCCAGCAGGGGGUCAGCACAGACCCCGAAGCCAGGAACUUCUCAGCCGGUGCAGCCCGAUAGGACCCCCGGGUCCUCAGGUACAGAGACGACGGCGAACACAGGGAGCACUGCGGAGAAUAACAAGCCAAGCAUCAGCCAUGCUGAGGACAAGCGCUUCUCAGUAGUGGACAUGGCGGCCUUGGGCGGGGUGCUGGGCGCACUGUUGCUGCUGGCUCUGAUUGCCCUGGUGACCCUCAUCCACAAGCACUACAGCUCCCAAUUCAAGUGCUGCUCUGGCAAAGCUCUGGAGCCCCAGCCCGGCGGCUUUGACGACAAGGCCUUCCUCGUGGACCCUGACGCCAACUGGACCCCGGCCGCCAGCCCCUCCCCCAGCCGCGCCCCCCCGGCGACCCCCGACCUCGUCCCCGAGUCCCCCGCAGCAGCCGGGGAUGGGGACGGCCCCGCAGGCGUGAGGUCCAUCCUGACCAAGGAGCGGCGGCCCGAGGGUGGCUACAAGGCCGUGUGGUUCGGCGAGGACAUCGGGGCCGAGGCCGACGUCGUGGUCCUCAACACGCCUGCCUCGGAUACGGAAGGCGCGGGAGACGAGGGCAGCGCCGACGAGGGCAGCGCCGACGAGGAUGCUGCCGCGGGCCCGGGCGGGGGUCCCCCCGACGACGCGCCCGGUGCCAACUCCACCUACAUCUAGUGCCCCCCCCACCCCCGCAGAAUAAAG
Pteropus alecto (black flying fox) is the source of this 2558-nucleotide messenger RNA. RefSeq names its product cadherin related family member 5 (gene CDHR5). Gene Ontology annotation, biological process: cell-cell junction assembly; homophilic cell-cell adhesion; calcium-dependent cell-cell adhesion. The coding region runs from base 282 to 2531 and encodes 749 amino acids. Gene Ontology annotation, molecular function: cadherin binding; calcium ion binding. The record is from RefSeq and is a predicted model, not a curated record. The transcript is spliced from 16 exons. Lineage: Eukaryota; Metazoa; Chordata; Mammalia; Chiroptera; Pteropodidae. Gene Ontology annotation, cellular component: plasma membrane; adherens junction; catenin complex.